AUGAAGUUCUCCAUGAUUGACAAGCUGUUCCUGCUCAACGCGCUAGUCGCGAGGGUCACAGCAACGCCCACGUCAUCAUCGCUGGUCUCCGUGUCUGUCAAUCCCAAGGUUCAGUUCCAGGAAAUCGACGGCUUCGGAGCCUCUCAAGCCUUUCAACGUGCAGAGGAUAUCUUCGGAAAAUAUGGUUUGCCCGCUGUGAAUCAGAGCCUCGUUCUGAAUCUCCUCUAUGACAAGGACAUCGGCGCGGGAUUCACCAUUCUCCGGAAUGGAAUUGGCUCCAGUAAUACUUCCGACAGCAACUUCAUGAACUCUAUCGCGCCGACAAAUGCGGGGGGGCCCGACGCAAAGCCCGAGUAUGUCUGGGAUCACUACAACAGCGGCCAAUUCCCUCUCGCCCAACAAGCCUACGCUCGAGGUCUUCAAACCCUGUACGCUGAUGCUUGGUCAGCCCCGGGUUAUAUGAAAACCAAUGAUGAUGAGAACAAUGGUGGCUACCUCUGUGGUGUGACCAAUGAGUCGUGUGCAAGUGGGAAUUGGAUGCAGGCUUAUGCCAAUUAUCUCGUCCAGUACGCGCGCUUUUACAAAGAGUCCGGAGUAGACGUCACACAUCUGGGCUUUUUGAAUGAGCCUCAGUUUGCUGCUAGCUAUGCUGGAAUGCUUUCAAACGGCACGCAAGCAGCUGACUUUAUUCGAGUGCUAGCCAAGACUAUCAAAAAGUCCGGUCUCAGUCUCAAGAUCAAUUGCUGUGAUGGCAUAGGCUGGGAUGACCAAGAAGCGAUGAUGGCCGGUUUGGAAGCGGGUCCUGAUCCAGCUAUCAACUACCUCGACGUCGUGACUGGCCACGGAUAUGAUUCCGCGCCCACUUAUCCUCUCAGUACCAACAAGAAGACCUGGCAGUCCGAGUGGGCCGAUUUGACUGGAGCCUUUACUCCUUAUACUUUCUACGAAAACGGGGGUCCUGGAGAGGGACUGACUUGGGCGAAUCACAUCCAGGUUGCCCUGAGAGACGCCGAAGUUAGCGGGUUUCUCUACUGGAUUGGGGCCGAGAACUCCACUACAAAUAGCGGCCUGAUAAACCUCAUCAACAAUGAGGUCAUUCCAUCUAAGAGAUUUUGGGCUUUUGCUCAGUUCAGCAAGUUCGUGCGUCCUGGUGCUCGUCGCAUUGCAGCCGUUAGCUCUCACGCAAAUCUCACCGUCAGCUCGUUCGAAAACGAAGAUGGACGCAUUGCUACGCAGUUGCUGAACCAGGGUAAUUCAGACGUUGAAGUCAGCGUAGUGAUAACUGGUCUGAAGUCGGGUGUACGGGUCAAGCCUUACCUCACGAAUAACAAGUAUGAUUUGGAACCCCUAUCUUCCGUCUCCUUGGGAAAUGGCGGAUCAUUCAAGGCUGAGGUUCCUGCAUGGUCAAUGGUUACUUACUUGACUAUAUGA
This is a messenger RNA of Penicillium cataractarum, 1431 nucleotides long. RefSeq names its product glycoside hydrolase family 30 protein. The record is from RefSeq and is a predicted model, not a curated record. Gene Ontology annotation, biological process: sphingolipid metabolic process. Lineage: Eukaryota; Fungi; Ascomycota; Eurotiomycetes; Eurotiales; Aspergillaceae. Gene Ontology annotation, molecular function: glucosylceramidase activity. The transcript has a single exon. Bases 1 to 1431 code for a protein of 476 amino acids.